AUGCCUCCGACAGCGAGUCCACUGACGAUGGGCUCCCAAUCAAGAUCACACGCCGUCGCAGCCCACAUCCUUCUCAGCGGCGGCAUCACUGGCAUCGUCUGCAUGGCACCGCACAACUAUUGCGGCUGGGAAUCGGGACUGAGCAUCGAGCACCCUCCAAUCCACCACGGCCGGUGUCGGAGGCUGUCAACUGAGAUCAUAAUGAACGGGCAUCAUUCGGACAUCUGCCAUGGCCAGAGAUACACCGAGGCCUGGAUGUGGGAAGGGCCGAUUGCAAACGCCGGCUGGUGUCGGGUGGCUGUUGAUGCCGCCAAUAGAGUCCCGCAGGCCAUCAACCUCAAGGCCUGA
Puccinia triticina is the source of this 348-nucleotide messenger RNA. RefSeq lists its product as uncharacterized. NCBI's taxonomy places the organism in Eukaryota, Fungi, Basidiomycota, Pucciniomycetes, Pucciniales, Pucciniaceae. The record is from RefSeq and is a predicted model, not a curated record. The transcript has a single exon. The coding region runs from base 1 to 348 and encodes 115 amino acids.